Messenger RNA from Cololabis saira (Pacific saury), 5370 nucleotides. It is a transcript of the gene lmo7a, whose product is annotated as LIM domain 7a. Gene Ontology annotation, molecular function: protein binding. The record is from RefSeq and is a predicted model, not a curated record. NCBI's taxonomy places the organism in Eukaryota, Metazoa, Chordata, Actinopteri, Beloniformes, Belonidae. Bases 417 to 4859 code for a protein of 1480 amino acids. The transcript is spliced from 30 exons. Gene Ontology annotation, biological process: regulation of cell adhesion; regulation of signaling.
ACAGAGAAAUCCCCCCUGGAGGUCCGAGAGUCCCCUGGGUGGCCCCCGGUACCCGGUACCUGGUCCCGGGCCCCUCAGAGAGCCCGAGCUGGACCCUCGGACCUGGAACCAGGAGGAGGAGACAGUUUAAUUGGUGGAUCUGCUGGACAGGUGUGUCGGGUGCGCGCACAGGUGUGUCGGGUGCGCGCACAGGUGUGUCGGGUGCGCGCAGGACAGGUACGCGGCACCGCGGCGGUUACGCGCAGCGCGCCGGAGCGGAUUGGAUGAAUGCGCAGCAGCGCGUCUGCGCGUAACGGCCACUGCGCGCGUCCGAACUGGAACCAAACUGGGUCAGCAGAAGCCGAACUGGACCUGGAACCGAACUGGAUCAGGAGGAACCGACCUGGCCCCGGAACCCUGACAGCAGCGGUCUGGUGAUGGAGUGGAGGGAUCCGUCCCCCCGCAGCUGCCAGGACGCCUUCGCGGAGGCGCAGCGCUGGAUGGAGGCUGUAACCAAGAAACGCUUCAGAAGCCACGACUUCCGAUCCGCCCUGGAGGACGGCGUUCUGCUGUGCGAUCUGAUCAACAACAUCCAGCCCGGCGUCAUCCGGAGGGUGAACCGGCUGCCGACGCCCAUCGCUGGCCUGGACAACCUCAACGUCUUCCUCCGGGCCUGCGGGACGCUGGGACUGAAGGAGGCGCAGCUCUUCCACCCCGGAGACCUGCAGGAUUUGAGCACCAGAGUCACAGUCAGGACCCAAGAAACCAGCCGGAGGCUGAAAAAUGUUCUGAUCAGCAUCUACUGGCUGGGGAGAAGAGCUCACUGUGACCGUCUCUACGAUGGACCUCACCUGAACUUCAGCGCCUUCGAGGGAUUACUGGGCUCGGCUCUGUUCAAGGCUCUGCAGGAACCGUCUGGCCUGCGCAACAGCGGCGGCAGCGUCAGAGACAGCGGCUUCGGAGACAGCUGGGACCCGGAGCCCCCGCACACCCCCCACCUGAGAGGUAGCAGGGAGGAGCCCCCCCACCGCAGAGACCCGGAGCGGGAGGAGAACCCCCACCGCAGACGCAGGAGGGACGACUCCCUGGACGGCUGGGACUCGUCGGGCUCCAGACCUCACAGCGUCUCCUCAGACGCCGCUCUCAGAGGCAGCAGCGAGGGUUGCUGCAGCGACUCCGAGGCCGACUCCGCCCUCAGGAUGUCUGAGAAGGACCCGCUGUACCGCCGCUCGGUGGUCAUCACGCCGAAGGCCAGCGGCCCGUUCAACCAGUUCCUGCCGAGCCGGGACAAGCCGGCGGCGUACGUGCCGGCGCCGCUGCGCAAGAAGCGGGCGGAGCGCGGCGACGACGCCAACCGGCGCAGCUGGGCUAGCGUGAGCUACGUCGAGGAGGACGACGCCCCGAUCACCAGACGGCCAUCGGCGCCGGACGGUGAGGACGGGAGUAAAUCCACCAGCGACAUCCAGGCCGACCUCUCGGUCCACCGGCAGGCCCGACAUGAGGAGCUGCAGAAAUACCGCGAGCAGGUCAAGGAGAGCGAAGACAAGUGGCAGGAUGACCUGAGCAAGUGGAAGAACCGGCGCCGCAGCGUCAAUGUCGACAUCGUGAAGAAGAAGGAGGAGAGGGAGAAGAUCGAGCUGGCCACGUACGGCGGGGACAGAGCGUCCUGGAGCAGCCGGGACGGAGACGAGGACAGACCGAGCAGCAGGAAGAACAGCAUCGGCCGCCGGCUCGGAUCUCUGUCCUUCCUGGACGACAACGAGGACGUGUUCGUGCCGCCCGUCGCCGUCCGGACCCGGACGCUGCCGCCCCGGAGUAACACCAUCGACACUCCGUACCACGACCCCCCCGAGGCAUCCCAGCCUCAGCCGCCUCAGCCGACCCCCCGGUCGGGUAUCGGUGCCGGCUCCCGUCCCAGAUCCCGCUACGCUGAGACCGUAGAGCGUCCUGCAGACGUCGCCACUGACAGCAGCCCCCCCCGGUCCCCAGCGGCGGCUCCGUUACGGAGGAGCAGAGUCCUGGAGGACGCCGGUAUCACCAGCACCACCAGCAGGGCCCCCGAGACCUCCAUCUCCUCCUCCCGCCCCCGACCCGCGGCGCCAGAGCCGGAGCCGCGGCGCCCCGUGCUGGAACAGCUCAAACAGCCCAGCCGGAUGGAGCCCCGGCCCCCCGGGCCCCCCGGGGGGGCUCAGGUGUCCCAGGUCUCCGCCUCCCUCCCCCGGAGCUACCAGCGCUCCGACUCCGCCAGGAUCGCCUCCGUGGUGGCGCCGAGGCCCUUCGGGACCCAGUCCACCCAGUCCACCCGCAUCUCUGCUCCCAGACCCUUCACGAUGGACGACACCCACAAGCGCGUCAACGGCAACGCAGAGGUUUCCAAGAAGACGUCGGUGCCCAGCCGGUACCACCAGUUCAUGACCUCGGAGGAUGAGGCCCAGUCCAGCUCUGCCCACAGCAGCGAGGAAGAGGAGGAGGAGGAAGAGGAGGAGGAGGAGCCAGCCAGGAGCGUCAGGAGUGAAGCUGCAGCCGGAGACGCCAGCCAGGAGAACUCCUGUGAGAUGCGGAUCAACCUGAACCAGAAGCCCAACAGCAGCAGGGACUUCGGGUUCCAGGCGGCCUGGGACUCGACCGGGGCCCGGGUCACGUCUGUGCAGCCAGGUAGCUCCGCGGAGAUGUGCCGGCUGCAGCCGGGGGACGAGGUGCUGACGGUGAACGGCCAGCAGGUGGCGGGCAUGAGCUACACGGCCUGGAAGUCCGGCCUGGAGGCGGCGCUGCAGGACGGCAGUCUGGUGAUGGACGUCCGUCGCCACGGCCAGAACCACUGGGACAGAGAUCCUCCUUCCCUGCCGUUCCAAACCCAUAAGACGAUCAAUCUGACCCGUCCGGAUCCUCCGGUCCCUCCAGGUUCUGCUGACCCGAACCCGGGCCGGACCAGCCUGGACUUCACCUCCCGGGACGGACCGGUACCGGCCAGAGACCCCACCCCGCGGCCCGUCGUGGUCGUGUCCAACGGCGCCAACGGGAAUCUCCUGGAACCCGUCACCCUGAGGAACAGAGAAUCAGAACCGGUUUCUCUGAAGAACUUAAAACGGAGGUCUGAGUUCUUUGAACAAGGAGGAUCAGACCCUGCGAUGCCUGAUAUCCCGGUUCCCUCCAUCACUCCUCCCUCCAGCCGCUGGUCCUGGGACCCCGAGGCCGAGCGCCGACGCCAGGAGAAGUGGCAGAAGGAGCAAGAGGACCUCCUGCAGGAGAAGUACAAGCGUGAUCAGGAGAAGCUGCACGACGAGUGGCUCAAAGCUCAGCAGGAGAUCGCCACCAGCAAGCAGGAGUUUUUGGUCGUGGAGGUCAACAGCCACAGCGUCAGGCCACAGUCGCCCUCCCCGUCUCCCUGGGAAGAGGAGGAGGAGGAGAGGAGGCAGGAGGAGCAGGAGCUUCUAAUACUGGCGGAGGAACAGAGGAGGAGGGAGGAGCAGGAGCUCCAACGACAGGCGGAGGAACAGAGGAGGAGGGAGGAGCAGGAGCUCCAACGACAGGCGGAGGAGGAGAGGAGGAGGGAAUCGGAGGAGCGUGAGCUGCAGCGUCUCCAGGAGGAGAGGAGGAGGAAGGAGAUGCAGGACGAGGAGGAGCAGAGGAGGAAGGAGGAGGAGGAGCUGCUCUGGCAGAGGAAGAGGGAGGAGGAGAGGAGGAGGGAGGAGGAGAGGAGGAGGAGGGAGGAAGAGGAGCUGAUGUGGCAGAGGAAGAGGGAGGAGGAGCGGGAGGAGGCCCGGAGGCGGCAGGAGGCUGCAGAGCAGCAGCGCAGAGAGACGGAGAGAGCGGCGGAGCAUCAGCGCUGGGCUGCUGGCUCCUACGGCCUCACUGGACUCCAGCGUCCGCUUUCCUUCUCCGACAGGUUGAAAUCCAAAUCGACUCCGCAGCUGGACGAGGACGAGCCGGCCCAGAGGAGAGAUGCAGUUGCUCAGGCCCGAGCCGAGUCUAGCUGGCUGCUGGAGGAGCAGCUGAUGCUUAGGCGUGAGAUCCAGGCCCGGAACCGACGGGCCGCCUUGGAGCCGGAGCGGAGACCCGUCCGAACUGCUAGUAACUGGGAGCUGGAGCAGAGACCCGUCCGAACUGCUAGUCACUGGGAGCUGGAGCAGAGACCCGUCCGAACUGCUAGUCACUGGGAGCUGGAUAGAGAGUCGGGGGGCGGCGUCACCGAUAAGAAAAGUCAGCAGUCGCUGUCGCAGGCCGAGCUGGAACGGCAGCAGAUCCUGAACGAGAUGAAGAAGAAGACUCCGCUGCUGACGGACCGGAGCUGGAUCCGUCAGGGCCCGUCCGGCAACGCCGCCGCCGGCAGAGAGAAUGACGCGUCGGCCAUGCGCAGAGGUGAAUCUCUUGACAACCUGGACUCCCAUAACUCCUGGCGCUCGUCCUGGACCCCCCGGAGCGGCUCCUACGUCCAGAACUACUCCCAGAACUACUCCCGCCCGCAGUCCAUCAGCUCGUCCUCGGUGUUCGGGGCCUCCACCCUGCCGGCCUCGUACUCCGCCGGCUCCCUGCGGAGUGGGGCAGGAACCCCCUCGGCCCCCUGGUCCCGCCAGUCGUCCUCCCCGUCCCCCUCUCUCCCGUCACCCUCGUCCCCGGAGCCUGAGGGCCCCCAGCAGAGGACCAGGUCAGUGAGUGGAAAGAAAAUUUGUACGUUCUGUGACGCGGCGCUGGGGAAGGGAGCGGCCAUGAUCAUCGAGUCCCUGGGACUCUGUUAUCACUUGACCUGUUUCAAGUGCAUCGAAUGCAAGUCCGACCUCGGGGGAUCCGAAGCCGGCGCCGAGGUCCGGAUACGGAACAAGCAGCUGUUCUGCAACUCCUGCUACGUGCGGGUCAAAAGCGGCCAGCCAACCACCAUGUGAGGUUCUGCAGCAGAUCGACGAGGAGACGACGAGUGACAACAACCCAUGAACUCCAGCGGGUCGCCUGGUCGACUCCCUGAUCAUGAUGAUGAUGAACCUGUUUUUACCGUGUGAGAUUUUUGCGGGGUUAAGAUUUCAGAGUUAUCUACUUUAAUGUUUAUACAUCGUAUUGAAUACUCCAGCUGUACAAACGUGUUUCCCACUUCUGCAUGCUCCAGUUAUCGUGUCCGCCGUGAAGCUACAUGUAGUUGAAUAAGUAAAAAGACCUUUCUGCAGUUAGAUGACCUGCUUAUCGGGAGAAAAUCGUUAAUUCCUCUGAGUCUCGUGGUUAUUAACCUUUUUGUCUAAAUAACUUUUCUUUUCAUGUCCAUGUGCCUUUUGCAUCUGUAACGGAUAAGUCAUUAAAAUGAUUAGCAAUCUCUUACAACGUAUUUAAAAACAUCUGCUUUGACGCUGCAUCAUUCUGAAUGAAACUGAAGAGUAAGACACUGUAAAUAAAUGAUGAAAUGUU